Molecule: messenger RNA, 1159 nt
Organism: Jatropha curcas
Lineage: Eukaryota; Viridiplantae; Streptophyta; Magnoliopsida; Malpighiales; Euphorbiaceae
Product: transcription factor bHLH84
Biological process (GO): regulation of transcription by RNA polymerase II
Cellular component (GO): nucleus
Molecular function (GO): DNA-binding transcription factor activity, RNA polymerase II-specific; RNA polymerase II cis-regulatory region sequence-specific DNA binding; protein dimerization activity
Source: RefSeq, a predicted model, not a curated record
AUGGAGCCUGUUGGAGUAACUAUGGAAGGAGAAUGGAGUUCUCUUAGUGGAAUUUAUACAAAUGAAGAAGCCGAUUUCUUGGCACAAAUGCUUGGUAUAAAUGCUUGCUUCGAUUCGUGUUCUUUCUGGUCUAGCCAUGAUCAUUCAGGAACCCAUAAUAAUUCCUCGGAUUUUUCUAAUGGUAGUAAUUUUUGCAAUUUUUCACAAGGAAAUAGUAGUAGUAUUUAUAGUGGUUGCAGUAAUUUUGUAUUUCCUACCUCUAGUCAGGAAAGUUACCACUUGAGUGAAUCUCAUCUUAACAAUAAUAGCUCAAUGUCUAUGGAUUUUUGUACUGGAGAUGUAACGAACACUGCCUCGUAUCUUGUUGAAGGCUAUGAUUGCUCGAAUCAGGAGAUAAGUAAUGGAAAUUUGGAUGACUUUAUUUUGUCUGAUCAGAAUUUGCAGCCUAAGAGAGAGAGAGAGAUGCUCGUGAUUGAACCUUCGAAAGAAGAUAAAAGCAACAGCCUAUCGGAGGUGCCUAGGAAAAGAUCGCAGAGUGCAGGAGAUACUCAAAAGAGCAAGAGGAAUGCAAGGUUCAAGAAAAGCAAGAAGCUUAGCAACAAUGAUGAAGAAAGUAAUGCAGGCCUCAGCGGGCCUGCUUCGAGCAGCUGUUGGUCGGAGGAUGACUCGAAUGCUUCCCAUGAACUCAAUGGAGGAGUAAUUUCAAGUAUGAGCUCAAAAGGGACUGAAGCUGCCAACUUAAAUGGAAAAACAAGAGCCAGUAGAGGCUCAGCUACUGAUCCCCAGAGCCUCUAUGCAAGGAAAAGAAGAGAAAGAAUAAAUGAGAGGCUGAGAAUUCUGCAGAAUCUUGUUCCUAAUGGAACAAAGGUUGAUAUCAGUACAAUGCUCGAAGAAGCAGUCCAUUAUGUAAAGUUUUUGCAGCUCCAAAUUAAGCUGCUAAGCUCUGAAGAUCUAUGGAUGUAUGCGCCUAUCGCUUACAAUGGGAUGGACAUUGGACUUGAUCUGAAGCUCACUACACCAAGAUGAUAUAUGAUUGAAAUUAAAAAUUAAAUGAUUGGGAUUUCCGGUUAAUAACAACAUAUAUCAAGUCAUACAUUUAUAUUAAAAUAAUGCUAUUGACAUUUUAUAACAGUUUAUUGUUUAGAAGUAUAAAGGAAUG